Messenger RNA from Tremella mesenterica DSM 1558, 1665 nucleotides. RefSeq lists its product as uncharacterized. NCBI's taxonomy places the organism in Eukaryota, Fungi, Basidiomycota, Tremellomycetes, Tremellales, Tremellaceae. The transcript has 3 exons. The record is from RefSeq and is a predicted model, not a curated record. Bases 1 to 1665 code for a protein of 554 amino acids.
AUGUCAUCCUCGCAGACCUCCAUUCCUUACUGGCAUAUUCAUCCUGCGACCCUGUCAAAUCUUGGAGAACUUUGGGAAGGAGCGCUCGAGACUCUCUCGCCUCUUCCGAACAAUCUUGAGGGUUUGAAUAAUCCAGGUACGUUCGAGGCCUAUAACACACUAAAGGAAGAGAUCACAUACCCAUGGAACACCCAUACUGAGGCAAACCUAACAGAACUAGAGCGGAUCUAUCAAGCGGAACGACUGGACAACCAGAUUGCCGACAUACAACUCCAACAGGAGGGAGAAGGGGAGACACAAGUUUCUGUACCUUCUAUCACUCCAGGCUACCGAGUAAGGCUACUAACCACACAAUUAAGAGUACUUCUUCACAUGUUGAAUAUCACGAGACAUUUCAGGUCUUCUGAUCAUUCCAAGUCUUGGGGUAAUCCCUCUGAGUGCGAGGCUUGUUUGCCAAUGUUCAAAAUCUUGAACCAAGCUAUGCAUGUUCAAUCAUACAAUAGGGAUUCUGAUCCGGGGUCACGUCUUCUCUCUUCUUCUGGUUUUCUAUCACCUAAUGCUCAUCUCGCUAUAUUAUCACCUUCAUCUUAUCUCACUCUCAUACCACACAGAACUACUCUGGUGGACAAUAGUUAUGCAAGACAUACGAUGAUGGAUCAUAUCCUUCAAAAAAAUAGACAAUCAUGUAUUCAUGUGAAUAGUCCUGUUGAAUUAUUACGAGAUACACCAGAGGAUGAUAAGACACCUUGGAUAUCAGCUUCAAAGGAUUUGAUUUGGUGUUUGUGGGAAGUAGCUAGGAGAUUGGUUCGUGGUGAAGAAGACGUCGAAGUGGCUGUCAUAUCUAUUACUCCGAAUGUUGAUAAAGCAAAAGGAUUACAUCUUUUUCAUCCUAGUGUCGACUCGACGUUUACCUCACACAUCAACAGAUCAAGACAAGAAUUCUCAGAAGAGCAAAUGAGAGUGAAACGAUUGGAAAGAGAUCAACCACCACAUAUGUACCACAAACCCAUUCAAACGACCAGUCCACACGAAGGCGGUAAUGAUUCAAAACCGACGGGAAGAGAUGGUCGGAAAGACGGGAAGCAUGAGGACGAGGAGAAAUCUCGAAGAAGGACGGUGGAGUCGAAUCAAGUGAGAGGAAGAGAAAUUCAUGUGUUUCCUUCUCAGUUAUUACUUGAAGGGAAAAGAGGAAGUAACGGAAUGUCCAUUUCGUUGAGAGAAAAUUUCGAUAUGGCUCGUUUUGCCGCGCAGAGUAGUUGCGAAGUAUUAUUCUUUGGAAGAAUCUUCGCUGAGAGUAUCAUGGAUAAUUUAGAAUUUACCCUGCAGGACUUACCUCUUUCCCUCCCACCUCUUUUCUUUCAUCCUCAAUUACCAUCACCACUUCAACCUGACCAAAUCAACCCAACACUUUCCAAACCAUACAACUCAGCCAAUGUUCUCAAACGAGACAAACCCUUACAUAUCCCCAUCCCAUCCCGUUUUCAAAAGAAAUCUCAUUCUUCAACCAGCGGUCAAAGUCGGAUUAGUUGGCUAGAAGAUCUGGUAUGGGAUCCUAGAGUGGAUGAUUAUAAGACAUGUUUACAGAAACUCCGACGCAGGGCUGGAGAGCUCGAACGACCUAAAGUGCGUCAUGUGAAAGAGGACGAUACUGCCGGAGGGUGGUGA